Guillardia theta CCMP2712 is the source of this 4422-nucleotide messenger RNA. RefSeq lists its product as hypothetical. The coding region runs from base 1 to 4422 and encodes 1473 amino acids. The record is from RefSeq and is a predicted model, not a curated record. The transcript has 3 exons. NCBI's taxonomy places the organism in Eukaryota, Cryptophyceae, Pyrenomonadales, Geminigeraceae.
AUGCGAUGCAGAGACCUGUCGCAGGGGCUGGAGCGCUGGCGGUCAGCGACAUCCGCCGCACGCGUCAGGAGACAAGCUUGCACGAGGGCCGUCAAGCGCUGGCAGGCCGGGCUGGCGUCGCGGGCAUACGACAAGUGGGCAGAAGAAGCCGACAAGGCAAGAUCCGAGAGGCUCCGUCAAGCUCAGCGCGACAGGCGUCAGCUUGCUCUAUGCGAGCGAGUGCUCCGCCGCAUGAUACACGCGCGUCUGGCAGCAGCCUUCGACUUUUACUUGGACCUGGUGACGUGGCGGAAGCGAGCUCGCGAGCUGUGCGGUCGGGUGCUGGGCCGCUGGCUGCAUAGGACGCAGGCAGCAAGCUUCGCGACCUGGAGAGCCGCGGCGGUACGGAGGAGGAGGAUGUGCCUGCUGGCUGACAGGCUGGAGGCGCGGCGCCGAGCUUGGGCGCUCAGCCAGGGUUUCGACCUGUGGCUGGGCCAUGCCGAGACAGGGAGGGCGGCCAGACGUGUAGGAGGGCUCGAGCAAGCUUGCUCGGAGCUGAGCGCCAAGCUGGGUCAUCGGACGGAGAGGCUCGAGGAGCUGGCCCGACAGAGCGUAGCACGGAGGAUACAGGGGCACACGGCCGAGGCUUUCCGGCGGCUGGUAGAGGGCGUGGCUGAGUCACGGAGGCGUCGAGCGCUGGACCGACGCGCGCAGACGAGACGGGAGCUGACGGGUCUCGGGAGAGCCUUCGAAGCCUUCGCUGACGCCGUGUCGGAGCAUCGAGCCUUGCGGGAUCAAGACCGCGAGGUCAGCCGGCUCGAGGGCCAGCUCCAGAGCGAGCAGAGGCGGAGCGAGGAGCUUGCUCAGCACCUUGACGCGCUCAAGCAGUCGUUGCACGCUCGCCUGGAUCGUCAAGCCGCGAGCGACGAGACGCGAGCGGCGUUCGAGGGGCUGAGGUCGGCUACGGGCCGGGCUCGGCGAGCGCGUCAGAUCUGCCGGAAGGCCUUGGGCAAGAUGCGAUGCAGAGACCUGUCGCAGGGGCUGGAGCGCUGGCGGUCAGCGACAUCCGCCGCACGCGUCAGGAGACAAGCUUGCACGAGGGCCGUCAAGCGCUGGCAGGCCGGGCUGGCGUCGCGGGCAUACGACAAGUGGGCAGAAGAAGCCGACAAGGCAAGAUCCGAGAGGCUCCGUCAAGCUCAGCGCGACAGGCGUCAGCUUGCUCUAUGCGAGCGAGUGCUCCGCCGCAUGAUACACGCGCGUCUGGCAGCAGCCUUCGACUUUUACUUGGACCUGGUGACGUGGCGGAAGCGAGCUCGCGAGCUGUGCGGUCGGGUGCUGGGCCGCUGGCUGCAUAGGACGCAGGCAGCAAGCUUCGCGACCUGGAGAGCCGCGGCGGUACGGAGGAGGAGGAUGUGCCUGCUGGCUGACAGGCUGGAGGCGCGGCGCCGAGCUUGGGCGCUCAGCCAGGGUUUCGACCUGUGGCUGGGCCAUGCCGAGACAGGGAGGGCGGCCAGACGUGUAGGAGGGCUCGAGCAAGCUUGCUCGGAGCUGAGCGCCAAGCUGGGUCAUCGGACGGAGAGGCUCGAGGAGCUGGCCCGACAGAGCGUAGCACGGAGGAUACAGGGGCACACGGCCGAGGCUUUCCGGCGGCUGGUAGAGGGCGUGGCUGAGUCACGGAGGCGUCGAGCGCUGGACCGACGCGCGCAGACGAGACGGGAGCUGACGGGUCUCGGGAGAGCCUUCGAAGCCUUCGCUGACGCCGUGUCGGAGCAUCGAGCCUUGCGGGAUCAAGACCGCGAGGUCAGCCGGCUCGAGGGCCAGCUCCAGAGCGAGCAGAGGCGGAGCGAGGAGCUUGCUCAGCACCUUGACGCGCUCAAGCAGUCGUUGCACGCUCGCCUGGAUCGUCAAGCCGCGAGCGACGAGACGCGAGCGGCGUUCGAGGGGCUGAGGUCGGCUACGGGCCGGGCUCGGCGAGCGCGUCAGAUCUGCCGGAAGGCCUUGGGCAAGAUGCGAUGCAGAGACCUGUCGCAGGGGCUGGAGCGCUGGCGGUCAGCGACAUCCGCCGCACGCGUCAGGAGACAAGCUUGCACGAGGGCCGUCAAGCGCUGGCAGGCCGGGCUGGCGUCGCGGGCAUACGACAAGUGGGCAGAAGAAGCCGACAAGGCAAGAUCCGAGAGGCUCCGUCAAGCUCAGCGCGACAGGCGUCAGCUUGCUCUAUGCGAGCGAGUGCUCCGCCGCAUGAUACACGCGCGUCUGGCAGCAGCCUUCGACUUUUACUUGGACCUGGUGACGUGGCGGAAGCGAGCUCGCGAGCUGUGCGGUCGGGUGCUGGGCCGCUGGCUGCAUAGGACGCAGGCAGCAAGCUUCGCGACCUGGAGAGCCGCGGCAGUACGGAGGAGGAGGAUGUGCCUGCUGGCUGACAGGCUGGAGGCGCGGCGCCGAGCUUGGGCGCUCAGCCAGGGUUUCGACCUGUGGCUGGGCCAUGCCGAGACAGGGAGGGCGGCCAGACGUGUAGGAGGGCUCGAGCAAGCUUGCUCGGAGCUGAGCGCCAAGCUGGGUCAUCGGACGGAGAGGCUCGAGGAGCUGGCCCGACAGAGCGUAGCACGGAGGAUACAGGGGCACACGGCCGAGGCUUUCCGGCGGCUGGUAGAGGGCGUGGCUGAGUCACGUAAGGAAUGGGAGCAAUCGCACUUCCUUGCUCAGCUAUCAAUCAAACGAACACUUGUUUUUGUGUUGAAUGCUUUUCUGAAUAACUUUCUGCUUUAUCGGGCUCGUCGUUUGUUCUUUCAUAUUGCUGUUCGAACAUUUUGUGUCAAGCUCAAAAAAUACUUCUUUGACAUGUUGAAGGUUUUUUGCUUUCGCAGCUAUGGGGAGUGGCAGGUUUGUCGUCUCAUUCAAUCUAAAUGGCAUCAACACUCGCUGUAUUCAGCUUUCAAUCGAUGGACAUCAUGGCAUGAGGAAUCGAUUUAUCAGAAUCGGUUUCAAGUUUUGAAGGAAGAAAUCUUUCAGUUGCAAGGUGUCAUCAGUCGUCAUGAGGGUUGGUCUCGGAAACUUACCUCAGCAAUCUGUCUGAAUUGCAAACUUGAUCCUCCAAUCUCUGCCUUCGAUGCCUCACUAACCGGAACAUUAGAGGAGAGGAUCUCUUCUUUUCUGAAGCUGCCGAAACACAUGGUGAAUGUUCUAAUGUUUCCAGAGGACUUGCACAAUCUUAUUGUUUUUGUGCAUAGAAAGGAUGAAACACAAGAGUUUGUUGUCGAUAACAAUCUCUCUAAAGAAUUACAAACCAGCAGACUCGAGAUCUUGCACUGCAACAAAUUCGUUGUGAUUGAAGGUGGAUUGCAAAUGGGAUUGUUGGAAAAAGAAACGAGCAAGAUCCUUUUGAGUUUACAGUCUUCUAGCUUCCUUGCCAUCACCAAGAAGAGGGACAGAGAAAUACAACUCAAGAAGCAGUGGGAACAAAGUAAGGUUGAGCACUACCGGACAUGCCGCAGGUUGAUUCUAAGAUUUGCAUUUACUUUGUUCUACGUCAAAGUGUUCUCUGUGCGAGUGCGGAGGAUCGGUGAAAGAGUGCGGGAGGUGGCAGUGGAGCAACUGUUACUCCGAAAGGCCUUCAUGGCUUUCCGAUACGAAGUGAACAUGCUGUCAAGAAUGUCGCUACACGUAAGGCGCAAGUUGAAGGCUGCCAUGCGGGUCAAUCAAGAGUUUGUUGUAUGGCAGAUCAUACGCUCAUGGCGGGAGCUGAGGUCAAGGUCUACCAUCCUGCUGAUGCACGACCGACAGGUGGAGUAUGUAAGAGACAAGUUGUCGACGUUCUUCUUGUCAAGAUGGGUCCUGCAAGACAAGCGUAGGAACUUCAGCCGCUUCGCCGACAGGUGCGAGCUGCGGAGGCGAGGAAGAGAUGUGCGGCAGAGGAGAGUUUGCUUCGAUCGCAUUGAAACCCUCCUCCGCGCUUUUCUGCGGCUCCAAGGGAUCACCAUCAAGACCAGGUCCAUCCGACAGACCGUAGAGAACUUGGCGGAGAUUCUAUCAGCACCACAACGACGAGCUCUGCUGCUCAGGACAGCCUUGGACAAGUGGACGUCUUUCAGCAGGGAGCAACGGCUCAAGUUCUUCGCCCGGAUCAUGCAGGACCAGCUCCUGAUCAAUCAUGCGUUCAACACGUGGAUGGUGAAGAAACUGAGGAGAGAGAGGGAGCUGUUACGGAGCAAGACAAUUGAGAAGUCUCCGACGUUGGUUCUCAACACUGCCUUGAAAACAUGUAGGAUGGACAUUCCCAGCGAGUAUCAGAAGAAAGCUUUGAACUCAGUUAACUUGUUGAUGAAUGCUUUCAAGACAUGGAAGAUCAACAAAGAACGACAUGUCCGCGCUGAUAUGCAGUCGCGUAUCUCGGUGUUGGUGAGAACAAUCGCAGAUCUAUCGGCCGAAGCUGAAAGAAACAUGUAG